Molecule: messenger RNA, 4317 nt
Organism: Syngnathus acus (greater pipefish)
Lineage: Eukaryota; Metazoa; Chordata; Actinopteri; Syngnathiformes; Syngnathidae
Gene: lrfn5a
Product: leucine rich repeat and fibronectin type III domain containing 5a
Exons: 10
Coding region: 1033-3576 (847 amino acids)
Molecular function (GO): protein binding
Source: RefSeq, a predicted model, not a curated record
CUCGCUGUGUGGGAUUAACUGUGCAAGAGACGCGAGCAGCACGGAGCGAGCAUCAGACGACUUACCCUUAUUCAAUUGUCCGUGGCCGGCCGGGGAAACCCUAACGCAAACCUCAUUGCAACUUUGGCGCAAAACCAUUUUUUCCCCACGCUAUUUCAUUGUCUUGUUUUUUUCUCCCCUUCCCCGCUGAGCACAGUGGAGACGCAUAAUAUUAAAUUGGCAGAGACUCGCAGCUUAAAUGAGAGAGAGGCUUGAGACUGGGAAGUGAAUUCAUCUUGAUGAAAAGCUUGCACGUUUGACAUCCUUCGGCGCAUGCAUCAUUUGAUCACCAGAGCUGCUUUUGGAAUGCGUCUUCCUUAGGAGCUCGGACUCUGGUAGCUAGAGGAAUUCUUCCUGGCUCACCUGCGCGAAGAUAGCGAGCGAGCGAGCGACCGACCGGUGGGAGAGAAAAAAUAAGCACGCACUGGUGGGACGGAGCAAGUGAUAGAAGCAAGGGUAAAGGGAGGAGAGCGGAGAGGAGCGGAGAGGAGCGGAGCGGAGAGGGUCGACGGAUCAAGUGGCACCGUGUCAAGUUCUCACGAAUGGGAUUCUUUACUAACCGUGCGGAUGGAGGGAUGAAACACGGAGAAAAAACAACCGGGGAGAGAGAGCAAAAGAGACGAAGGCGAGAAGAAGGACGCCGUCGACCGCUGUGCCAAUGCAGAAUGGACGCACCCUUCUGAAAGGAAGACUGAAGUCGAAACCUAAACAGGAUUUACACACACCUCAAGGGAUGUUCAUUGAUUAUGCACCUCCAUUAAUGGAACCUUACAUUGUGGAGUUACGACUGACUGAAUUGCAAUGAUGGCAUUUGAAGAAAUAACUGAGCCCUGACGCUUGGCCAUCGAAGCAAGCCGACGUGCACAAAAAGGAGUCAAGCAAAACGGGAGUUUCUUCCUACCAGUAACCUCAUCAAUGGCAAUCUACUGUAACAUGUGAAUUCUGAAGCACAUUAUCCACUUCUACAUCUGUCAAGGUUGACAAGCAGGGACCAUGGAGAGGCUUUUCCUGUUUGUGAUGCUGGCGGUGGCCGUGGCGGUUCGUGCACAGAUCUGCCCAAAGCGUUGCGUUUGUCAGAUCCUGUCACCCAACCUGGCCACACUCUGCGCCAUGAAAGGUCUACUAUUUGUUCCGCCAAACAUCGACAGGCACACGGUGGAACUGAGGCUGGCCGACAACUUUGUCACCAGUGUAAAGAGGAAAGACUUUGCAAACAUGACGCGGCUUGUGGACCUCACGUUAUCCAGAAAUACCAUCUCCUACAUCACACCUCAUGCCUUCACUGAUCUGGAGAACCUCCGAGCUCUGCAUCUCAACAGUAAUCGGCUGACAAGGAUAGGCAACGACACGUUCAGUGGCAUGUCCAAGCUCCACCACCUGAUUCUGAACAACAACCAGCUGGUACUGAUCCACCAGGGAGCGUUUAAUGACCUGCUUGCACUAGAAGAAUUGGAUCUCAGUUAUAAUAACCUUGAUUCCAUUCCAUGGGAGGCCAUUCAGAAAAUGACAAGCCUUCAUACACUGAGUUUGGACCACAACAUGUUGGACUUUAUCCCAGAGGGGACAUUUUCAUUGCUCCAGAAACUCAACCGGCUUGAUGUCACCUCAAAUAAACUGCAAAAGCUCCCACCUGACCCUCUCUUUCAACGAGCACAGGUGUUGGCCAACUCUGGGAUCUUGAGCUCCUCAACCUUUGCACUAUCAUUUGGUGGAAACCCGCUGCAUUGCAACUGUGAGCUACUUUGGCUGCGAAGGCUUAACCGAGAGGACGACUUGGAGACGUGCGCCUCACCUCAGCACCUCUCCGGACGCUACUUUUGGUCCAUUCCCGAGGAGGAGUUUCUGUGCGAACCCCCACUCAUAACGCGAUACUCCCAUGAGAUGAGGGUCCUCGAAGGACAGAGAGUGUCACUCAGAUGUAAGGCCAGAGGUGACCCAGAGCCAGCGAUACAUUGGAUAUCUCCCGAUGGCAAACUGGUCUCAAACUCCUCCAGAAUGCUGGUCUACGUCAACGGAAGUCUGGACAUCCUCAUCAGUACUGUAAAAGACACAGGCUCUUUUACCUGCAUCUCCUCCAACCCUGCUGGCGAAGCUCACCAAACUGUCGACUUGGUUAUCAUUAAACUCCCGCACAUCUCCAACAACACCAACAACAUUCAGGAGCCUGACCCAGGAUCGUCUGACAUUUCCACAUCUACCCGUAGCGGAAGCAACGGAAGCAAUGUGACGGGCGACGUGAAGGGUGGAGUAGAAAAGAGGGUGGUGAGCGCCGAGGCCACGUCGUCGACGGCGCUGAUCAAGUUUAACUUCCAGAGGAAUAUUCCAGGUAUCCGGAUGUUCCAGAUCCAAUACAACGGGAGCCAAGAUGAUUCACUUGUGUAUCGAAUGAUCCCUCCAUCAAGUAAGAGCUUCCUGGUCAACAACCUGGCAGCAGGAAGCCAGUACGAUCUAUGCGUGCUGGCCAUCUACGACGACAUCAGCACCUCCCUGACGGCCACCCGCGUGGUAGGAUGCGUGCAGUUCACCACCGAGUCCGAGUAUAUGAGAUGCCAUUUUAUGCAAUCCCAAUUCCUCGGCGGGACUAUGAUCAUCAUCAUCGGAGGGAUUAUAGUGGCUUCUGUGCUCAUUUUCAUCAUCAUCUUGAUGAUACGUUACAAGGUGUGCAACCCAGGAGAUGGCGUUAAAGGCAUGUCAAUGUCCAUGACCAACGUUCACUCUCAGACAAACGGGCAAAGGUGCAGCGUGACCCCCAGUAACUCCAAGCACGCCUCCAUCGGAUUGGAGGACCUGUCAAAGAAGAAGAGUGGAGGGAAGGACGCCGCCACUGCCGCCACCACCACCACCACCACCACCACCACCACGCUUUCAUCCAACUCCUCCCUACCCGACUGCUCCACGGACACAUCUGUUCUCAGCCAGCAUUGGACAACACUUGGGGCUGAAGAACAAGUCAAAGUGGGUGAGGAGAGAGCUCGAGCCAGCCUCUCCUCGACCGCCGCCACCAGCUCGCUGGGCAGGCCAAAGCGGAAGCCCGCUCCAAGUAAACCGGGUUCGGCUUGCUCAAACACCUCAGCCGCCCCGGAGAACCUCCCGAGCGCGUGCCCUCGCGCUCCUUCUGCCUCGACCGCCUCUUCCACUCCUCUAGAUACGCUCAACACCAACCGCAACAAUUCCACCUCACUUAACCAAGGGCAGCCGCCUCCUCCCAUUGGCAACCUUCGUCCACUUCCCUCCGUCCGCUAUCGGGAAACGCCCAUUCUGCGCCGGGCGCCUCGUGCCCGCACCUCCUCCGCUGCCAAGUACCAGACUCUCCCCGUGGAGGAGGGAGGCCGGAGCAGGCCGAGGAGGAGAUAUUCCCUCAGCGAAGGGGGCUCAAAGACUCUGGCGUACAAUCCAGGGAGCGCGGCAAAAUUAGGACGCAUGGUGCGGGACAAAAGGAGUCAAUCCAUGAGCGGAAUGCUCUUCUCCAAAGAUGGCGAGGGCGACUCUAAUAGAGGGCGCUGUGAUUCGGACUGGAUCUUGGAAAGCACGGUUUAAAUUGAAACCAGACAACACGUUAGCUAUUGUUAUUUUGGGUGUGGCGUGCGUCUGUUUGUGGGACUGGAAGCUCAAGUGAGCCUGUGACAUCAAUAUUUGUGUGAGCAUGGACAAGGAGGAGUCUAUUUCUGGGUGACAAAUGGUCUUCUUUUGAAGGCUUUUUUAUGUCUGUUUCACAAGCAUUUUUUGACACCUUUGUUUCCAAGUCUAUCCUUGAGCAAGUGGAGAUCUUGCCUUGCCUUGUCUCGUUGCGUCCUCGACUUGUCCUGUUGGUUCCACUUGAUAGCACAAAAGAAUACAAGUCAAUGGGCUCACUGCAUCAUUUUCACUUGAUCUGCAAAUACCACAAAAAAGGGAGGGAAAAAAAGAGAAUGAAGAUAAAUAAUGUCCAUCUGUCUAGAGUCGACAGCAAGUGUGUGUGUGACCACGCCGUGGCAAGAGAUACUAGCAGUCGGUGCCUUCUUUUGCACAAAAAUACUCCAAGCGGAAGUAGCUCUCGGUCGGACAAACGUUUUCACACAGCCUUGUGUUUCUUGGCAAAUAGACUGAAUAUCAAAUGGAAACUUUAUGGACCUCUUAUGAAAUUGAUCUUUUUUAAAAGGGAAAAAAAAGAACCUACGAAAACAAAGCUUUUGGCUGACGUUGGUAUACUUCAGCCUGGGUUGUUGGUCACAUGUUACCGCAAAGCUCAUGUACAGAAAAAGACAACAUGUACUGUGUUGUUAUGUUGUGUAAAAUAAA